Molecule: messenger RNA, 1164 nt
Organism: Caenorhabditis remanei
Lineage: Eukaryota; Metazoa; Nematoda; Chromadorea; Rhabditida; Rhabditidae
Exons: 7
Coding region: 1-1164 (387 amino acids)
Biological process (GO): positive regulation of kinase activity; cell surface receptor protein tyrosine kinase signaling pathway; multicellular organism development
Cellular component (GO): signaling receptor complex
Molecular function (GO): ATP binding; transmembrane receptor protein tyrosine kinase activity
Source: RefSeq, a predicted model, not a curated record
AUGAAGUUCUAUAACAGGGAAGCAAAGGAAAUCCGUUACAAAGGACUUGAUCAGAAUGAUAAUGCAGAAAUAUCUUCUCGGGUUAUCAAUGAGGAAAUAAAUUAUAAAGACUUUGAAGAAAACUUUGAAAUUAACGGAGAACUGUUGAAAGUGGACAAGAAAUUAGGGCAUGGCUAUUUCGGAAAUGUCAGUGAAGGUAAACUGCAAAUGGAGGCGGAACGUGACGUCUCAUUAGCCGUUGCGGUCAAAACGGCUAAAGAUGACAAUAAAGAAAAAUAUGAAGAAAAAAAAGAACUACUCUUGAAAGAAAUCCUUGUAAUGUGUGCGAUUGCAAAACAAAAGCAUGCAAAUGUGUUAGCUAUCAUUGGUGCUGUCACCGUAGAUCCAGCAGCAGUAUCUAUCGUGAUGGAAAUCGCACAUACCGAUCUUCAGACAUAUCUAGAACACCAUAAAGGGUUCACAAAUCGUUUCGUCCCAGUAGACAGGAACGAUGCAACAUCAGAUGAGGAAAACCGAAAAACUAACACCUACAGAAAAGAAGAAUACGUUGUCAAUAACGAUUUGAAUACCCUAGACACUUUCGAAUUAGUGCUGUUUGCAUAUCAAAUCGCCAACGGGAUGAAACAUUUGGCUAGCAUUCCGUGUGUUCAUCGUGAUCUGAAACUGCGCAAUGUUUUGAUAACCAAAAACAAAACCAUAAGGAUUGGAGAUUUCGGUUUAGCAAGAAAACAUAAAGACAGGAAUUAUUACACAGAAACAAAAGGUAUAAUCCCUAUACACGCGGCGCCAGAAACAAAAGAAAAUUACAAAUUCACUGAGAAGUCUGAUGUUUGGUCAUUUGGUCUCUGCCUCUAUGACCUUUUUACACUCGGAACCAAAAAACUAAGUGAAUUAAGCGAAAGUGCAGAAGAUUUCUCCACCAAACACAAAAGAUUAACUGAACCUCAACACUGUCGCAGUGACCUAUUUGAGUUUAUAGAACUUUGCUGGGAGUUCAACCCGGUACAUCGACCCAAUUUCAUCACGGCCGUGUAUAUUUUCAAAUGUGAACUUGGACGGUUUUCUGAUCAUACUUUCAAUGAAAUUGAAGCAAAAUUGAAAUUGGAGUUGGAGGAGCAGAAGAAGUUGGAAGAUUGGGUUCCGAAAAAAAAACUUUAUGAUUGA